AUGACGCGCAUUCAACCACACGAGUACAGCCGUUCUUCGUAUCACACUCCUUUACAAAAUUUAUUUGGAACAAUACCAUCAGGCCUGCGCUCAGGGUUCAGCCCAGCUUCCCAGUCCGUGUCCGUGGUAGUGAGGAAUCCACCUACGGCGACUGAUAGCACGUCACAGAGCAGCGAAGAGAUACCUGGAGGGGCAAACCUAACCGGAAGUGAUUCACGCGAAGGAGAUAUCCUCGAAAGCGAUCUAUACUAUGCGCCGAUGCCGAUGGGCAUAGCUCGAACUAGCAAAGGAGAUGGAUCAAGGCUAAUGUCGGGAUCAACCACCAACAGAGGCACGAAGCGCAGUCACAAUGGCGACGAUGACCUCGAUGGCGACACUUCACGCCAGCAUAGACGUCUCACAACCAAAGAAGAAGUAUCGCUCUUCGAGAUCUGCAACCAAAACGCAGAUAGCUUCGGCAGCCGCAGUAAUUUAUGCAAGUGGUGGAUAUUCAUCGCUGACGAGUUCAAGCGCACCCAUGAAGGCCGCUCAUACUCAUGGCACUCGGUGCGGCGUAAAGUCGAACUGGUUACGAGACAGCGCAUCAAGUUCCUCGAGGACCAGCGACAGCGGGGCUCAAACGCACCUGGCUCAACGGCCGAGGAAUUGAUGAACCCACAAUGGCUCGCCGCCGUCGAUGCCUGGCUUCCGACCUGGCAGCGAUGGGAAGAAGCGGAGAACCGACGUAUUGCAAAGCGGGAUGAGCUCAAGAAGCGUAAGCAGCCGCAUACCUGGCGCCAGAAUUCCAAAGACGGAGAUCAGGAUCUAUGGCAGAACUUGCCUGGGUCGUCUGCCACUAGCCCGACUGAUGUUAACGCCUCAAUGAUGGGUAUGAUACACCACACUAUCACGAACACUGUCGGUGAUACUACUCUCCUGGCUACUAGCCCUUCACCCUCGCCCUCAAUUACUGGCCGUGCACCACCCACACAUUUCCCCGAACAACCAUCCACCCCUGUCUCUGCGACCAACUCACUGAAACUGCCACCGGGAUUCGAGAAUAUGUUCUCAACUCCGCAACUCACAUCACAAGUCGCACCCCUUCCCUCCAUACCUACGCCACCAGUCCCACAACCCGACGGCCGUAUGGUCUCGGCGGUCCUCGAAACCCUAGGAAAACUCAACAAACACCUAGAUGCCGCAUCGGGGAGUGGCAUAGACCCAAGUACCGCAUCGCCCGUGAUCUCGGCUUUGGUGCAAGCUGCCUCGGAAUCACAGGUUCUGGUUUCUCCCCGGAAAACACAGCACCCGCAAGUACAGCCUGCGUUGCAGCAACAGCCACCGCAAGGUCUCACUCAUAUUCAAAUUGAGCAAAUGAAGGAAGAGCUACGGCAGGAGAUGCAAGCCCAGUUUCGAGGUGAGCUGGAGCGUGAACGUGUUGCGAUGGAAGAAAAGCUGGAUGCUGUGCAGCGGACUCAGGACCUGAUCCUUGAGAUGUUGAGACAGGAGCCUGCUUGA
Penicillium vulpinum is the source of this 1497-nucleotide messenger RNA. RefSeq lists its product as uncharacterized. Lineage: Eukaryota; Fungi; Ascomycota; Eurotiomycetes; Eurotiales; Aspergillaceae. The record is from RefSeq and is a predicted model, not a curated record. The transcript has a single exon. The coding region runs from base 1 to 1497 and encodes 498 amino acids.